AAGUAGUUGUAUAAAGUAACGAUUGCGAUAGAAAAUUUCUACAAUCAAUAAAUUUCGACAUCAAGUUUUUCGUUGCGCUAAAAAAUUUUACAAAUAUCAAAGUUCAAGCAAGAGAAAAAUAUCUCGCAACAAUUUAAAAAAAUAACUACAACUAUAAAUAGCAAGGAAAAUAAAAGAAAAAUAAGAAAUAUACAAAGAAAAAGCUCAAUAUAUUAACGAGGGCGGUAGAGAAGAAAGAAAAUACUAAGUUUCUUUUUUUAUAAACUGAAAAAUUUUAUAUAAUAGGUGAUUUUAUAAAACUACGAGAAUGUCUUUAUUACGAUUAUUUGCAAAUAUGUAUGAUAUGGAUUUUGUAGAACAUUUAUAAAACACAAAGUGUUUGGGAAUAAAAGUGUAUAAAAGGUGUUUUCGAUUAUUUAAUAACGAAAACACAAAAACAAAGAAAUCUUUUUAAAAAAAAAGUUAAUUAUAAUAAACAAAAACAGUGUGUGUAUUAAGUGAAAUCAAGGGCAAACGCACCGAUUAACAAAAAUACAAAAACCUAACAAACCAGAAAGAAAAAAACUAUACCAAGACGCCAUUUUGAAAAGUAUAAACCAUACACAAAACAGGAUUUUGUUGUGAAUCAAUCAAGCAAAAACCAUUAAUAAACGUAAAAAUAUCCAAUUAGAAUUCUGUAGAGCGGCGAGAGAAAUCAAACAUUUCGGUAGAUUCCUCUUUUGUGACUAGUGUAAUGUUUACUAAGCAACACCACAAACAACAACAACAGCAACCAAAAUCGAACAACAUUUACAGAAUAAACGACAAAAGAGCAGCAGUUAAGAAAAGAAUCCUCGUCCAUCCCUCGACCAUGUUCAGAAACUUCAAUUGCCAAUUGACGACCUACUCAUCAUCGAUAACGGCAAUGAACAACUGUAAUAGACAAAGCGCUGCCCUUAGAAUCAUUUGCCAGCAACCGUGGUUUAUAAGAGUCCAAGCCUAAGUAGUGACAGCGACCUUUUAAUCUUUUAAAUUGAUCGAAAACAACAAAAUUUAACCUUUUUCCAAGGUUCAAGGUCGUACUGUCCUCUUAACUUAGAUUGUUAAGUUAUAUGCAUCGUUAAAAACAAGGAUUUCAACACAAACAAAUAAAUAAAUAAAUAUCUUUAAAAUUACCAGAACAAAUUAUUAAACGAACAAAAAGUUCCAUUUGACUAGAUUUUCACUAGUAAUUGGUGGCGCCACAACGAUCAAAAAAGUAAGUUUCUAUAGGAGCUUUGAUCGUUCUAAAAGGAUUUUACCUGAAACGUAACUUCCUUUCGUUUUGUUGGCAAAAAGCUUAUAGACGUCCAGAACUUUAAAACCAAUUAGCAAUAUGAAACUUUUGGAAAGUUCUCGCUUUGAAGCCAUUAAUAAUGCCUUGUCCAUUGGCUCGGGCAGUAGCACCAUUUUUGGACGCAUAGAGUCCUACUCUUGCAAAAUGGUUGCCGCUGAUAAAGCUUUGUACAAGCGCUUUACGGCUGAGACUCACGGCUAUGGACCGCAUGAUUUGCAGGCUCUAUCGCCACCCCAAACAUUGGUUGAUAUGUCGCCGAAUUUCCAUCGCAACAAUAGCCAGUCGGGGGAUGAGGGUGUCAUUUUGUGUGACACUAUAUCGCGCAAGACUUUAUUCUAUUUGAUUGCUACUUUGAAUGCAUCAUUUGAACCAGAUUAUGAUUUUUCGGAUGCAAAGAGUCAUGAAUUUAGUAAGGAACCGUCACUACAAUGGGUUAUGAAUUCGGUUCAUUCAAAUUUAUCGGCUUUAGCUGGUGACCAAUAUCAAGGAUUACGUCAACCAUUAUGGUCGGCCAUUGAUGAUGAAAUCAAUUUGCAGGAAUGUGACAUUUAUAGUUAUAAUCCUGAUUUGAGUUCGGAUCCUUUCGGUGAGCCCGGCUGCUUAUGGUCAUUCAAUUAUUUCUUCUACAAUAAGAAAUUGAAACGUAUUGUUUUCUUUACAUGUCGUGCUGUAAAUUCUUUAUAUGCCGGUGAAACUUCAGAUUUCUCCAUGGAAGAAGAAGGCUAUUAAAUUUAGCAAUAUAAAUAAAACUGUAAUACAUAUACAGUCACAGCUAGCUGUUUACCUAUUAAUGUCACACAAUAUUUUUUAACCCAAACAAUACAAUUUGUGUCACCUACAAAAAAAAUCACACUGAUGUUUUAUAUAAGUUUGCUGCAAAAAAAACUAAUAAUAAAAAAGCAAAGAAAGCAAAACUAAAAAAACCCUACUACCCAUUCAAGUAAAUGGUAGUUAUACAUAAAUAUUUAACCUGAAAAAAUGAUCCUUAUGUUUGAAAUCUUUAACUUGUUGGUGUAUUUAUGGGCUCGAAGGCAGGUGAGAGCUGCGGUGUGAGAAUUCGUGCCUCUAAGUACACGCGAUGCCAAUUGAAUUAUUAAAUAUUAUAUCUAUUAUUAUUAUUAUUCUAUAUAUUAUUUUCUUUUAUUUUUAAAUAUAUUUUGCUCCUGAUAACAUAAAAAUAUUAAAAAAAAA
This is a messenger RNA of Lucilia sericata (common green bottle fly), 2506 nucleotides long. RefSeq names its product repressor of RNA polymerase III transcription MAF1 homolog (gene Maf1). Gene Ontology annotation, molecular function: RNA polymerase III core binding. Gene Ontology annotation, biological process: negative regulation of transcription by RNA polymerase III. Lineage: Eukaryota; Metazoa; Arthropoda; Insecta; Diptera; Calliphoridae. Bases 1355 to 2044 code for a protein of 229 amino acids. The record is from RefSeq and is a predicted model, not a curated record. Gene Ontology annotation, cellular component: nucleus. The transcript is spliced from 3 exons.